GGUAGUAUUAGUUACCUGCAAGAAUGUCGAGUCAAGUAUAAAAGAAAAACACGUGAGUCGUUCAUGUGUCGUUAAACUACUACCUAUUACUAUUGAACAUUUGAUAUUAUUCUGUUUAAAAACUUACUAAAGAUACAUCUAUGUUUGUUUAAUGUGCUAAUUUCAGCUGAAAAUUAAUUAGUUUAGAUUAAUUCCUGAUCGUGGCUCUUAAGAAUACAAUAACCAUGUCCAAAUUCCUGGUCGAUCCGUCCACAUUAAAACAAAAAAAAAACGAUACAACUAAAGACGAUCUCAACACUAUGGAUAUAAUACCCGCAGAAAAUAACAGUGAAAAUUGCAAUGUAAUUUGCCUAAACCAUUUUUGGCCUAAAAUGAUUGAAGAAAUCAGAAAUAUUGAAAUGAUAAACCCAAAAAAACAAACAUUACUUCCACUAAAAAGGAUAAAAAAAGUGAUGCAUUUGGACGAUACUGUGAAAAUGACAAAUGCAGAAACUACAAUAAUGUUAUCAAAAGCAAUAGAAAUGUUUAUUAGAGAAAUAACUCUUCGCGGAUGGAGACAUACCGAAGACAAACAUCGACGAACAUUAAUGAAAAAUGAUAUUAGUGAGGCAGUCGCCGGGUAUGAUCAAUUUGAUUUUCUUAUUGACAUAGUACCUGAACCAGUAGCAAAAAAAGGAAUUAAAAACACACAAAUGAAGACAUCGACGAUUCCUAAACAAGUUCUAUAUUAUUUUCAAAACCCUGGAAAAAUACAAACAAAUUAUGCAUUAGUGUCUAGUGCUAGUCAAAACAUACAAGCAAUACAACCAGAAAACAGUCAAAUAGUAUAUCUAGUGAAUGGAACACAAAAUCAAAUUUUUAAUAUUGCAUCAAACAUUGUUUCUUCAAGUCCAACAACAUCAGAAAGAGAUAAUCAACCAACAAUUUUACAGUUACAAGACAAUACUCAGACAUUAAAAACAAAUUCAAAACUUGUACCUACCUCAGUUACUCACUCUGAAGAAAAAGCCAUCCCUGAAUCAACCAACUUAAAUAAUUUGCGAAUGCUUUAAAUACAAAAUUAUUUUCAACCACAACAAAAUCAAUUGAUUUAUUCGCAACCAAAAAUCAUAAAAGCGGCCUCACCAAGCUAAUGGACCUACAAGAGCAGUCAUACUCAACCAAUUUUUAAGCAAUUUCCAAUUCCAAAAUAAACUAUAGUAAAUAAAUGUAUA
Aphis gossypii (cotton aphid) is the source of this 1214-nucleotide messenger RNA. Its product is annotated as nuclear transcription factor Y subunit gamma-like. The record is from RefSeq and is a predicted model, not a curated record. The coding region runs from base 225 to 1052 and encodes 275 amino acids. Gene Ontology annotation, cellular component: nucleus; CCAAT-binding factor complex. Gene Ontology annotation, biological process: regulation of DNA-templated transcription. The transcript has 7 exons. Lineage: Eukaryota; Metazoa; Arthropoda; Insecta; Hemiptera; Aphididae. Gene Ontology annotation, molecular function: protein heterodimerization activity; DNA-binding transcription activator activity, RNA polymerase II-specific.